AUGUCUGUUCCCGACAAGUUCCAGGGCUUUCAGUCCCCCAGCGCCGAGCACUGGACCGACUUCCAGAAGAACUCGUUUGAACCCCGUCCCUUUGGCGAGUACGAUGUCGACAUCAAGGUCGAGUGCUGCGGUGUCUGCGCCAGUGAUCGUCACACCAUCAGCGGCGACUGGGGCGGUUGCCCUUAUCCCCUCGCUGUAGGCCACGAGGUUGUUGGCAAGGUUCUCCGUGUUGGUGAUAAGGUCACUCUCGCCAAGGUCGGUGACCGUGUCGGUGCUGGUGCCCAGGUUUGGUCGUGUCUUGAGUGCCAUCAGUGCAAGAAUGACAAUGAGACCUACUGUAAGCACCAGAUUGACGCCUAUGGCGCUGAUUACCUCGAUACUGGUUUCAAGACCCAGGGUGGUUACUCUUCUCACAGCCGAGUGCAUGAGUACUGGGUCUACCCCAUCCCCGAAGCCCUCUCCAGCACCCAAGCUGCUCCCAUGCUCUGCGCCGGUAUCACCGUCUACAGCCCACUGAAGCGUCUCGGCGCCGGACCCGGCAAGAAGGUCGGUAUCGUUGGUAUCGGUGGUCUUGGCCACUACGGUGUCAUCUUCGCCAAGGCUCUUGGUGCUGAAGUCUGGGCCAUCUCCCGUUCACGAGCCAAGGAGGCCGACGCUCGCAAGAUGGGUGCCGAUGGCUUCCUGGCCACUGGUGAGAAGGACUGGACCAAGGGCCACGAGAUGUCCUUCGACAUCAUCAUCAACACUGCCACUUCUUUCGAGGGCUUUGCUCUCAGCGAGUACCUAAGCCUUCUCGAUGUGCACGGCCACUGGAACUCUGUUGGUCUUCCCGGUGGCGAUGGUAUCUCCAUCCGCAACCAGGACUUCAUCACCAACGGUUGCUACAUCGGAACAUCGCACUUGGGCAGCCGACGUGAGAUGCUCGAGAUGUUGCAGCUCGCUGCUGACAAGGGCCUCAAGUCGUGGAUUGAGGAGAUUCCUAUCUCCAAGGAGGGUCUCCAGCAGGCCAUGGAGGCUCUGAAGACGAGCUCUGUUCGCUACCGAUCUUGCAUGACCAACUAUGAGGAGGCCUUUGGUGCUUAA
Fusarium tjaetaba is the source of this 1083-nucleotide messenger RNA. Its product is annotated as alcohol dehydrogenase (NADP+). Lineage: Eukaryota; Fungi; Ascomycota; Sordariomycetes; Hypocreales; Nectriaceae. Gene Ontology annotation, molecular function: zinc ion binding; alcohol dehydrogenase (NADP+) activity. The record is from RefSeq and is a predicted model, not a curated record. Bases 1 to 1083 code for a protein of 360 amino acids. Gene Ontology annotation, biological process: alcohol metabolic process. The transcript has 2 exons.